UCCUUCCCUUCCCCUCCCACAGUAUAUUACAGAAGCCGCUCCGCUCACUCGCUUCAUUCCUCUCUACAGGGCAGAGCAGAAAGGAGUCGCUCAGAGGUCUGUUUUGGAGCAGAGGAGCGCUGAUCACCACUAAAGCUCUUUUCCUGAUCCGCACAGCGGCUUAAUUAGUCAACAGACGCAGAGGACGAGGCUUCACCAUGGCCCCUGAAAAGCUGGUCUACGUUAUAACAGGAGGAUGUGGGUUCCUUGGUCAGCACCUCCUGAACGUUCUGCUGGAGAAGGAGGAGAACAUCAAAGAGAUCAGGCUUUUUGAUAAGCUUGCAGAUCCCAGCCUGCAGAGCCUCAGCACAGGGCCAGCCUUCUACACCUCUCCUCCGGUGCCAGCCCUCUACACCUCUCCACCGGUGACAGGCCUCUACACCUCUCCACCAGUCCCACCUUUCUACACCUCUCCACCAAGGCCAGCCUCCCGUAACACUCCGCCAGAGCUAGCCUCCUGCACUUCUCCACCAGUUACAGCUUCCUGUACCUCUCCACCAAGACCAGCCUCCCGCAACACCUCUCCACCAGUUACAGCUUCCUGUACCUCUCCACCAAGACCAGCCUCCCGCAACACCUCUCCACCAGUUACAGAUUCCUGUACCUUUCCACCAAGACCAGCCUCCCGCAACACUCCGCCAGAGCUAGCCUCCUGCACCUCUCCACCAGUUACAGCCUCCUCUACCUCUCCACCAAGGCGAGCCUCCCGCAACACUCCGCCAGAGCUAGCCUCCUGCACUUCUCCACCAGUUACAGCUUCCUGUACCUCUCCACCAAGACCAGCCUCCCGCAACACCUCUCCACCAGUUACAGCUUCCUGUACCUCUCCACCAAGACCAGCCUCCCGCAACACCUCUCCACCAGUUACAGAUUCCUGUACCUUUCCACCAAGACCAGCCUCCCGCAACACUCCGCCAGAGCUAGCCUCCUGCACUUCUCCACCAGUUACAGCUUCCUGUACCUCUCCACCAAGACCAGCCUCCCGCAACACCUCUCCACCAGUUACAGAUUCCUGUACCUUUCCACCAAGACCAGCCUCCCGCAACACUCCGCCAGAGCUAGCCUUCUGUACCUCUCCACCAGUUACAGCCUCCUGCACCUCUUCUUCAGGGCCAGUCUCCUGCAUCUCUCUACCAAGGUCAUCCUUCUACACUUCUCUACCUGGGCCAGUCUCAUACAUAUGUAAACGUAAAUGCAAGAGCAUUUCUCCCUUCACCUGGGCACAGAGUGGACCCACGGUGACCGGAAAGCUGCGUGUGUCCUCUGAAGAAGUUUUCUCCACCCAAGACCACUUGCUCAUUGUUUUUUUAUGUAUUUAUUUAAUUUGCUGUAAUGAAUCAGUAAAUACACUAAUUAAUCUCAAUUUAAUUUCAAAAAGAAAAAAGGUCAAAAGAGUAAAGUGCAACAAUAAUUUCACUCUAUUAAUGUGCCUGAAAAAAGGGCAUCAAGCAAGCCAAAAGAGCUCAAAGCCUGCGCAGCUCAGCUUGCAGCCAUUCACCAGUAUCUUCAACAUGUCUCCAUCACUGGCUGUCAUUCCUAAACGCCUUAAGACUCCACCCAUUGUUCCUGUACCAAAGUAAACAGUCGCCAAACGCCUCAAUGAGUUCCGUCCAGUUGCACUCACUCCUAUUGCAAUGAAGUGCUUUGAGGGAACAGUCCAGACAUACAUUAAAUUAUCAUUCCAGCUGCUCUUGAUCCUCCACAGCCUUUCACACCGCAUUGAGCACCUCAACACAUGUUUGAAUGCUGUUUAUUGAUUAUAGUGCAGCAUUCAACACAAUAAUCCCCCAAAAACUGGCCCCCAAGCUUCAGAACCUGGGCCUCAGUCAGCACCUCUGUACUUGGAUACUGGACUUUCUGACCAUUCGCCCUCAGUCAGUCAGGCUGGGGACAUACCAGUCCUCCCCACUGACAAUGAGCACUGGUGUUCCUCAGGGCUGUGUACUAAGCCCACUUCUGUACUCUCUCUUCACAUAUGACUGCAUUCCUGUCCACAAUACAAAUACCAUCAUCAAGUAUGAAGACAACACCACAGUGAUGUGCCUAAUCCAGGCAUUGAUGAGUCUGCCUACAGAAAGGAGGUACAGCGCCCGGCCAUAUGGUGUUCAGACAACAGCCUAGUUCUUAACACCAGCAAAGCCAAGGAGCUCAUCCUCGACUUCAGGAAAGGCAGGGAUGGACAUGCUCCACUCUUCAUCAAUGGUGGCAGAAAGAGAUCCCAGUUUCACGUUCCUGGGUGUGCACACAUCUGAGGACUUAUCCUGGCCUGUCAACACCACAGCAGAGGUGAAGAAGGCACAACAGCGACUCUACAUUCUGAGAUCACUCAGGAAAGUAAAUCUCAACAGUGAUCUGCUUGUCACCUUCUACCGCUGCAGUAUUGAAAGCAUUCUCACUUACUGCAUUUCAAUUUGGCACACCAGCUGCACCACUGCAGAGAGACACGCCCUGCAGCGGGUCAUCAACAGUGCCGAGAUGGUGCUCUAGCUGACCUCUGUGGGCAGCAAGAUUGGUCAAAUCCUCAUCAGUGUUCUUACUGCUGAGGAGGGACCAGGUCUAGAACUAAUGGCAGCUGACCUCAUGAAGGGAUGUAGCCAGGCUAAGGUUCUCUACAUGGAUUCCCACUGCUGCGUGGAGCUAAGGGACUAAGCAAGCUGCAGCACCGUUUUGGACAGCAGCCUAACUAUGGGAGAUUUUUUGAUCAUACAAAUAUAAAAGAUUGUGCAAAGUUUGUUUAAGUAAUAGAUGAAUUGAAUCAUAACUGUUCAUAUAUAAGUGCUAUAUGGCUUUAGCUGUGGAUGAGCAUUUGUUGCUGUAUGUUUGUCUAUGGGUGGCCAUGAGGUGUUGGGACGAUGUGGCCUUAUCAAAGGCUGUGACUUGAUGGGACACACGUACAGCUGGAAUCUGUUUAUGUCACAAAACAUUUAUUUCUGUGGCAGAAAUAAAUUAAAAAAACAUAUAAUUUCAGAAUAAUAGAUGAAGCAAAUAAAGCCUGACGGCUUAGGCCUGAGAGCGGCCUUGGCCUGCGAUCAUUUUAAAAAAGAUAUUACUUCUUGGUUUGGAAAUAAGGGUUGUCAUGAUGAUGGUGACUUUUGGAGAUAAUGGUGUGCAAAUCCAAAAAGUUUGAAAUAUUUGGGAAGGGCAAGGAGGGGUCAACACUUGGCUCAUCCUUGCCCCUCCCAAAUAUUUCAAACUUUUUUUUUCAAAGAGUAUAAAACGCAUGGAUUUUUGUGGGUUUGUCAGUUGUGUCUGGGCCAACUUGAGAUUAACGCUUGAUGCUGGAAAGCCUUAAUCUUCAAUAAAAGAAUUUGUGCUUUUUCCUGCCA
Colossoma macropomum (tambaqui) is the source of this 3365-nucleotide messenger RNA. Its product is annotated as mucin-2-like. The transcript is spliced from 2 exons. Gene Ontology annotation, molecular function: 3-beta-hydroxy-Delta5-steroid dehydrogenase (NAD+) activity. Lineage: Eukaryota; Metazoa; Chordata; Actinopteri; Characiformes; Serrasalmidae. The coding region runs from base 198 to 1619 and encodes 473 amino acids. Gene Ontology annotation, biological process: steroid biosynthetic process. The record is from RefSeq and is a predicted model, not a curated record.